ACUCGCGAGUAUACCGACACAUUUGCGUAUGGUUUUAUAUGUGUGUUUUCAUCAUAAACACAUUUGGCAUUGAUUAUUGAUAAGAAUAGAACUAUCGCAUGUAAAUGAAAAACUAAAUCAUCGGCAAAAGGUGUGGCAUCAAAUAGUUUUUGUUUUUGAUUAUUCGACAAGUGCUGUAUGUUUUCCGGCAAAAUUAGUGAUAACCGACCAUUUAGCGUUUGUUGACAGUGUAUAACACCAAUAUAAUAAUUAAAAUUUCGAUCACAUGCGCAUGUCGCCGUAAUUCGUCAAUUUAGUACUAAAAAUUCAAUAUGAUCCCGCUUUUGGCAUAAAAUACACAAAAAAAAUUCAGAAUCCGAAUACAGUGCGAGUGUUUAGAAAGUCAUAGAACUUUGAAUUAAUUGAAAGAAAAUUAAGUUAAAUUCGAACUAAAAAUAAAUCGCAAUUUUUCAACGGGCGUGUUUGUAAGUUUUUGUUUAUUAUAGUGCUUCGGCUAAUUCAGGCUGGAUUUAUCGGGAAGAGGCUUUUUUUCGUGUGUAUUUUCUUAGCGUCAUCGCUAACAUAAGUGUGUAAAAUUUGUGUUUUCAUUUUCCGUGUUCAAAUAUUUAUUGCCAAUCUAAAUUUAGACGGUGAAGUGGUUCCUGAUAUCGAAACAAUUUGUGUGUAUCGCGUUUUUUUGGGUGCAAAUUGUUCAUAAUUGUUUGGAUAUACAGAGAGACAGGCGAAGCGAAUUUUGCAGAGGCAGAGUAUUGGUAAACAGAUACAAUGGGAAAUAUACACACUGUCGGGCCAAACGAAGCCUUAAUUGUUUCAGGUGGAUGCUGUGGUUCAACCAAAAAACGAACCAUCGUUGGCGGUUGGGCUUGGGCAUGGUGGCUCGUGACCGAUGUCCAACGUCUAUCACUCGAAGUGAUGACAUUGAAUCCGAUGUGUGAGGGUGUUGAGACCGCACAGGGUGUACCGUUGACCGUAACUGGUGUUGCUCAAUGUAAAAUCAUGAAGAUGAUGAACGUGUAUUAUUUUCACCAUCAGGCCGACGAGCUUCUCGGUACCGCUAGCGAACAGUUCUUGGGCAAAUCGGUCAAGGAAAUCAAGCAAACCAUUCUCCAGACAUUGGAGGGACAUUUGAGAGCUAUUUUGGGAACUCUUACUGUCGAAGAGGUGUACAAAGAUCGCGACCAAUUUGCAGCUUUAGUACGCGAAGUCGCCGCUCCUGAUGUUGGCCGUAUGGGCAUCGAGAUUCUGUCAUUUACCAUCAAAGAUGUCUACGACGAUGUUCAGUAUUUGGCAUCAUUGGGAAAAUCGCAAACGGCGAGUGUUAAACGUGACGCUGAUACGGGUGUGGCCGAAGCUAACCGUGACGCUGGAAUUCGUGAAGCCGAAUGCGAAAAAAGUGCAAUGGAUGUCAAAUACUCAACUGACACCAAAAUUGAAGACAACGCUCGCAUGUUCAAAUUACAGAAAGCUCAUUUUGAUCAAGAGAUAAACACGGCGAAAGCCGAAUCACAACUCGCUUAUGAGUUACAAGCGGCUAAAAUUCGUCAAAGAAUCCGUAACGAAGAAAUCCAAAUCGACAUUGUCGAACGUCGCAAACAAAUCGAAAUCGAAUCGCAAGAAGUCGAACGAAAGGAACGUGAACUGAAGGCAACGGUCAGAUUGCCGGCUGAUGCGGAAAAUUAUCGAGUUCAAUUGAUUGCCGAAGGUAAACGCACUCAGACGGUUGCGGUUGCCAUGGCCGAAGCCGAACGCAUUAAGAAAAUCGGUGCCGCUGAAGCAUCGGCUAUUGAGGUCGUUGGCAAGGCAGAGGCCGAGAAAAUGCGAAUGAAGGCGGCUGUUUACAAACAGUACGGUGACGCAGCUAUUAUGAAUAUUGUUCUGGACGCAUUACCAAAGAUUGCUGCCGAAAUAUCUGCACCACUCGCCAAAACUGACGAAAUCGUUUUGAUUGGCGGCAGUGACAAUUGCACCGGAGACGUGGCACGCCUUGUAGGUCAACUACCACCAGCUAUAAACGCUUUGACUGGUGUGGAUUUGUCGAAAGUGCUAUCCAAAUUACCUGGUGCUACUGUCAGCGCCAAGGCGUAAUCAUUACGUUGAAUUUUGUUUUACGAGAAAAAAAAUAUUUUUUUUCGUUUUUUUUCGUUCAUUUACUUAAAACAAUGAAUUGCUUUACUCCUGAUAUUAUGGCUUAACAAUCUUCUAAGAAAUAUUACUUGAAUAAAAUGAGAAAAAAGUAAAAAAGAAAUAAUUUAAAAAAUAGAUGAAAAAAUUAAAUGGACAAAAAAAUAUAAGAAAACAAAAAUAUAUUUUUUAUAAAACGAAAAUAUAUUUUUUCCUGCUACAAGGGGGGCACCCGUCAAGAAUAUUCAAUAAAUUUUUUCAACAUUUUUCUAUUUUUGUGUUCAUCAAUUUACAAAUUUACUGACUCUUUUUCCUUUGUACGAUAUUACAAGUCAUUGAUCCAUCCAAUAAGUUUUGUAGAGUUAAAUUGUCAUAUUCUUCGGUCAUAAAUGUAUUUGGUCAUCAAAAUUAGUCAGAAUUUUUUGUACAUAAAUCUUAAAUUAUUUGACAGACGAAGAGAGAAACAAACCAAAAAAAAAAUUAACAAUUAUUUUACAUUGUGACCUACUCACCGUUAUGUAUAAUUAAUUUAUGUCGAUUGGUUUUCGUAUAAAUUUCAAAAUGUUCGAUUUCAGCAGCAACA
This is a messenger RNA of Bradysia coprophila, 2704 nucleotides long. It is a transcript of the gene Flo2, whose product is annotated as flotillin-2. The record is from RefSeq and is a predicted model, not a curated record. Gene Ontology annotation, molecular function: protease binding. Gene Ontology annotation, biological process: regulation of myoblast differentiation; protein localization to plasma membrane. Lineage: Eukaryota; Metazoa; Arthropoda; Insecta; Diptera; Sciaridae. Gene Ontology annotation, cellular component: plasma membrane; cytoplasmic vesicle; flotillin complex.